Molecule: messenger RNA, 1632 nt
Organism: Aureococcus anophagefferens
Lineage: Eukaryota; Pelagophyceae; Pelagomonadales; Pelagomonadaceae
Product: putative amino acid N-acetyltransferase
Exons: 5
Coding region: 1-1632 (543 amino acids)
Biological process (GO): L-arginine biosynthetic process
Cellular component (GO): cytoplasm
Molecular function (GO): L-glutamate N-acetyltransferase activity, acting on acetyl-CoA as donor
Source: RefSeq, a predicted model, not a curated record
AUGCAUCGAAUUGUCUUCGUCGGAAUCAUCCAAUGCGGUAUAGCGCUAGCCCCAUUCACAGUACGAGCUGCGUCGCUCAUUACCCACCGGAUUCGAUGCGUCAGUUUCGUCGGGGCUCCUUAUGAGCGAGAGCCAUUUCACUAUUCUUUCGGCGCACCACUCCCCCCGGUCGAAAUAUCCAUCGAUGCCAAGAGGGUUGAAGUUGCCGCUGGCCUAAGGGAUGGCGAUCGCGAAGCGAGCGUUGUUCAGCAGCUUCGCGGAUCUGCUCCAUAUGUGGAUUUACAUCGGGAUAGUAUUAUGGUCGUGCAUCUCUGCAGUGAAAUCCUGGACAAUGAUGCCAUGUUCCAGGAACUCAUGGAUGACUUAGCAACAUUGCACGUGCUUGGGGUCAAAUUGGUGUUACUUGUCUCUGUCCGGCUCCAGGUGGAUCUCCGAUUGCGUUUGGGUUUAAAGAAAAAGGGCAAAAGAGUCAGGGGAUUGAGGGUCACUGGAGCUGUCGAGCUCGCGGCGGCCUUGAUUGCGUUGCAUAGGAGUGUGUUGCUCACGAGCUGCCUGUCUUUGUUGUACUUUGCAAUGUUGGGAUUCGACGUUAUUAGCGGAAACGGCUUCGUGAGCGGGCGACCAGUCGGGGUCGUCGAUGGAGUUGAUACAGGGUUCACUGGGGCGGCGCGUCUCGUGGAUGCGGCAAAGAUAUCGAAACAUCUUGAUGCUGGGGAAAUCGUCCUCUUGUCUGCUCUCGCCUACUCGCCUUCUGGUGAAACCUUUAAUGUACGGACAGAAGAGAUCGCUGCGCGUAUGACCACCGAGCUUUAUAUUCAGGUCACCGCUGGCCAUGAGCUUGCCUGGAAGGACACGGAUGCUACCCUCAUAUCUUCCGGGCGACGCGUGGCGAGUCUCCGCCUUGAUGACGCACGCAAGCUGCUCGAGCGCCGACAGGAGCUCGAUGACGAUGGUCCCGCUGCACAGAUCCUUGACCUUGCUGAUUUCUCUGUCACCGCGCUUGAGCAAGGUGUCACGCGUGCUCAUCUCGUCGCGCCGAUAGAAGGUGCAUUACUGCGAGAGCUUUACACUCGAGAUGGCGCUGGCACUCUCAUCUCGAGAGACAUCUAUGAAGGUAUUAGAGGCGCGAUGCCAAGUGACAUUGGCUCACUGCUUGGCCUAAUUACACCUCUUGAGGAUGAUGGCACUCUAGUUGCUCGUUCACGACCCAAACUUGUCGAAGAGGUUAAUCUUGGCUGCUACUAUGUUCUUGCAAGAGAUGAUCUACCUAUUGCGUGUGCUUCGCUCAAGCGACUUGAUGCAGGAGGUUCGGUUGCAGAACUUGGUUGUCUAGUUGUGGCAUCUAAGUAUCGCAGGCAAUCAAAGGGUGAUGCUCUACUUUCGUACCUCGAGCGCGUCGCUAUUGCUUCAGGUGUGAAACAGCUAUUUGCCCUCUCAACCAAGACAAUGCAGUGGUUCGUUGAGCGAGGAUUUGAUGAGGUGACUCUCGACUUGUUGCCCCAAGAACGGCGGGAUAUAUAUGACAACUCCAGGAGGCCAAAGGUAUACCGGAAAGUCCUCAAGGCAGAUCGUGAUGUAGACGUCGAAGACGCGUUCUGGACCCGAAGGCAUGCUGGGAAUGAUUUCGAAUGA